Molecule: messenger RNA, 5481 nt
Organism: Gymnodraco acuticeps
Lineage: Eukaryota; Metazoa; Chordata; Actinopteri; Perciformes; Bathydraconidae
Product: paxillin-like
Exons: 14
Coding region: 135-3536 (1133 amino acids)
Biological process (GO): endothelial cell migration; substrate adhesion-dependent cell spreading; transforming growth factor beta receptor signaling pathway
Source: RefSeq, a predicted model, not a curated record
CGUUCACGAGAUCUACCCUGACAAAACUUCCAGUGCAGCGCGUCAGCGGUGAAGUUUGGAGGAAAAAUCAGACUUCGUAAACAGUUGAGGAGCUCAAACAUAAAACUGACUCAGGCCAAAGCCAGGCAGCCACCAUGGACGAUUUAGACGCGUUGCUGGCGGACCUGGAAUCCACUACGUCUUACAUCGCAAAGCGUCCGGUGUUCUUUCCUGAGGAGACUCCCUACUCCAUCCCCACCGGAGGACACUCCUACCAGGAUGUGUCUGUUCCACCUCCAGUCCCUCCGCCACCCUCAGCCGAGGCUCUGAACGGGUCCCUGAUCGAUCAGCAGGACUCCCCCCACUCCUCUCAACAUUCAUUAGGUUCAGCCCAGAAGAGCUGGUCCAGGGACAGCAGCAGCCCUUCAUUGUCUCACAUUGAAGAGGACCACGUGUACAGUUUUCCAAACAAACAGAAGUCCUCGGACUCGUCGACAGCAGCCAUGACCUCUGCCAUGGGCAGUAACCUGUCCGAGCUCGACAGGCUGCUGCUGGAACUCAACGCGGUGCAACAGAGCUCCCCUUCAUUCCCCACCACAGAAGAGGCCGCUCCACCCUUACCGUCCUGCAGCAUCACGCACUACGAGAACGGCGGCGCCCCUGAUAUCAGGGUGAGCCCUCCCCUUCAGGAGAAACCCAAGAGGAACGGCACGAGGCUGGAGGAGGCCCGACCCAGCAUGGAGAGUCUGCUGGACGAGCUGGAGGGCUCAGUGCCUUCACCCAGUUGCUCUGCCCGCCACAGUGAUUUGGACACACCCUCUCAGCAGCAAGCCAGAAUUUCAGCUUCCUGUGCAACAAGAGAGCUAGACGAGCUGAUGGCUUCUCUGUCUGACUUUAAGCCCAGUUCUUUGGGCUCUCUGCUGGAUCCAGCUUCUUCCACCUCUCCUCAUCCUCCAGUUUCUUCCUCCGUCACCCCAGUGGCUUCUCCUUUUCCUAGCCUGUCCCACCCGUCUACCUGUGCCUCUCCUCUUUUCUCUUCACCUGCUGGUUUUGAGCUGCACAUAGACGAGGACGGAGGAGACGGUGGCAUGUCGAUAAAUCGUUUCUCUCGCCACAGUCCUAUAUCCUCUCUUUCUGCAGCCAGUGACUUAGACCAGGACUCUAUCAUAGACGUCUCUGCCUCCAUGCUGUCCUCCCAAACCAAGUCCCUGCUAGUCCUCUCUCAGGCCCCUUCCUCUAACUCCAACCUUAUGAGAAAUAGCCCAAGUCCUUCCAACACCACCACCACCCCUUCCUUUACCUCUGUUAACACUGUCCUGGACCACAAGUCCUCCAAGUCCCCCAGUCCGUCUGUAGAGCAGGUCUCGCCCUCAAAUACUGUCGGUCAAUUCCCUUCUUCUCCUGCGCCUACGAGCAAGGAGGGUCCUUCAUUUCAAGAUAUCGUUUUGAAUUUCUCCACUCCACCUCCUGUCAAAAACGUCACCCCUUCUCCCUCAGCUCAAAAGACUCCUUCACCCAUCCCAGUCGCUGCACAUGCUUACUCAAAAACAUCCUCGCCAUCUCCAGUUUCUCAAUAUAAGGCCCCCUCUGCACCGGCCUUCAAAAGCCCCAGCAGCCCCUUCCCUGCACAGCCCCCCUCGAUGGGGGAUCCCUCCCUGGACGAGGCACUGGACAAGCUGCUAGCCAUGAGUUUUGCACAGAAUAACUCGCAGGUGGAGGAGCUAAAGAUGGACGCACAGUGUCUCGAGGUGCAGGAGGAGCUCAUCCUGCCCUUGGACAGGAACAGCGUGCAGCCUGAGACUUUCACCAGCGCCACCAACACCAUCAUCACAGACGGCUCUUUGGACGGAGGCACUAACGGGGAUGGAGAUCUGGAUUGGGCGGAUGAGGAGUUUUCCAUGUCCUUCCACGACGGGCUGGACGGCACCAUGACGCCUUUCACCGAGAGGCCGUACACAGAUGGCAGCAUGACCCCGCUGACAGAGGCCAGCUGGAUGGAUGGCUCCAUGACCCCGUCUACAUGCCCCGGGACCCCCGACGUGGCCCUGGACCUGCCCCUCAUGCAGACGCCCACUAUAGACAGAGUGUCUGCUUCCGGACAUAUAAAGUCAGUGAUUAGGCGCACUAAGGAGACUCCCAACGUCCACCCCAUGUUCCGAGACGGUCACCUGCGCAGGAAGGUGGGACCCGUCAUUGUAAACAAGAGCACUUCUCAGGACCGCCUCAUCGAGGAGCUUCAGGGAAAGUUUGGUAUUGGUCGCUCAGAGCGCCGGCGUAAACAGUCCGACGAGUGGAUGACGGAUGGCGUCAUCGUAUCGUCCAAACCUCAGCGUUUCCGUCCCGAGGGGGCGGGCAGCGAGGUGGACAAGAUCAUAUUUCACCUAGAGUCGCCUGUCCCUGUGAGGAAGGUGCUCCCCCCUCCCUCCCCCCCCGGCCCCCGCCGCCCUCCUAUCAUAGUAGAACCCAAGCGACCAUUCAUAGUACACCAGCCGCCUUUCCCUAUCCCUCCACCACUCCCUCCACCUCCUCCCCAUCUCCGCGAACCAGAACCUCCACCAGCCCCAAUUCGGGAACCUCCUGCUCCCAAACCAGAGCCCCCUCCACGUGUUAUUAAAAGCCCACCCCCCCCUUCACCUGUGAAGCCGGUCACACCGAUUCCACCCAAAGUCCUGGUGUCAGUAGGCUGUCAAACUGAGUAUGACCCAAUCUUCCCUCCAAUGCAGAUUAUGGCCCAGGGGAAGGGUGGUGUUCCUGGUGGUCCUCCGACGCAGGUCAACAAGCUGGACAACAUGCUGGGCAGCCUGCAGUCGGACCUCAACAAACUGGGCGUGCAGACGGUGGCUAAAGGGGUCUGCGGAGCCUGCUGCAAGCCAAUUGUGGGACAGGUGGUGACCGCCAUGGGGCGCACAUGGCACCCUGAACACUUUGUGUGCACUCACUGUCAAGAGGAGAUCGGCUCCAGGAACUUCUUUGAGCGUGAAGGAUUGCCGUACUGCGAGACGGAUUACCACAACCUGUUCUCCCCACGCUGCCACUACUGCAACGGGCCCAUCCUCGAUAAAGUUGUGACGGCGCUGGAUAGGACAUGGCAUCCCGAACACUUCUUCUGCGCUCAGUGUGGAUCCUUCUUUGGCCCAGAAGGCUUUCAUGAAAAGGACGGGAAAGCCUUUUGCAGGAAGGACUACUUUGACAUGUUUGCACCAAAAUGUGGCGGCUGUGCCAGAGCCAUUUUGGAGAACUACAUCUCAGCGCUGAACAGCCUUUGGCAUCCUGAGUGUUUUGUUUGCAGGGAGUGCUUCACCCCGUUUGUGAACGGCAGUUUCUUCGAGCAUGACGGCCAGCCGUACUGUGAAGUGCACUACCACGAGCGGCGCGGCUCGCUCUGCUCCGGCUGCCAGAAGCCGAUCACGGGGCGCUGCAUCACCGCCAUGGCUAAGAAGUUCCACCCGGAGCACUUUGUCUGCGCCUUCUGCCUGAAGCAGCUCAACAAAGGCACCUUCAAAGAACAGAACGACAAACCCUACUGCCACGGCUGCUUCGUCAAGCUGUUCAGUUAGAGAGCGAGAGGGAGAAAGAGAGAGAGAGAGCGUUUAUGGCUCAGGGCUGAGGUCAGCGUCGAGAGCAUCUUUAGCACAGGUGGGGGGGGGCGGGGUUAAUAGUGUUUAUAUCAAAGAGGGUGGACUGUGAUCUGAGGGUGACAUUGGAAGUGUGUAUGGACUAGGAAUGUGCAUGUGGUUGAAGCAGCAGACUCUCUCUGCCAGACUGAAAACAGGGACGUCUUGAAAGUAUUUAAGACUGACAGCGAUGUGGCUUCAAAGCUCUUCUAGGUUUGGAGUUGGUCAGGAAGUGGGAAAAAGAUACACUAAGGUGACAUUACAUUUUUUAUAAAUCAAAACUGAGAUGCACACAACAAGAUUUUCUUCUUAAUCCUCUGAAAUGUGUUGGAUCACUUCAACAAGGAAAUAGCUGUGUGUGAAUCCUUUUAGUUUGUAUGUGGUUAGAUGGUGCAACUGAACCCUGUGGAGAUGCUCUGCAUGUGGGACCUUGUUGCUCACUGGUUGAGCGUGUCAUUUUAUAAACAACAGAAAUAUAUCAAUUGAGAAAAACCGCAGUUGUUUAUUAACAUAACAAUUAAACUACAAAGGAGGGUAGAAGGCUUUCCCCCCCAUCAUGUUGUGACAGAGCAGGAGGAUAAAUCCAUGAGUCCAUAUACUGGAAAUGCUUCUUCAGCAUUUACAAUAAUGUUGUAUGCGUGAAAUGGAUUCUAGGGUUUAUACCAUUUUACAGACUCAAGAAACAUGUGUAUACAUUUUCUUCGUAUGGAUACCAGAGCUGCAACAGUCUAUAGACAUUAAUCACUAAAGAGCUUUCACUCUUUUCUUACAGUUUAUAGACUGAAUAUUAAUCAUUAUUAAAUGAAUCUGAAGAUUGAUCCAUAUAAAAUAAUCAUUAGUUUACAAAGUUUUAACUUUAUAAAUACUUUGAAUACAGUUUUUAAAUUCGGAGUGUCCAAUACACCCUUUAUUCAAAGAUAAUCAUGUCUGGUUGAAUAUUGUUUUGAUAUCAUCAAUUAUGAAACUCAGAAUGUACCAUCCCGCAGUAGCUGCAGUAUUCACUGAGUUACGUAUGUUUGAGCCAACCUCUCGUUUUUGUGCUGCCAAAUCAUUCCUUGUAUUUUCACAGAAGAAAAGAGAAAAUAAUCUGAAAACAGAUUCUUGCCUUUGUCUCUUUGCAGUGAAGUGGAAUCACACAAAGGUAUUGGGAGUGUACGGUGCAUCUAUAACACUCUUUCUAGGUACAUCCUGAGGAGUUCUUGUGUAAAUAUCAAAUGCAGCUACAUUUUGCAGUACUGGCAUGCUUAGCAUGUGUUAACCACUCAUUCAGAGGGAGAGGGCUGAAGGCAGAGAUACUUUGAUAUUGUUGGUGUCAUUACUGUAUUGAGAAGCUGAUGAAUGUUCACUUUGAAGAAGUGCAAAAUACGAGAGGAUUUGUCUGUGAUAUUCCAAUGACUAUGAAUCAGCUUGUAACGUCUGAUUAUAUCUGUCGGUGCCAUUGUUUCAGUACCAUGUCUAAUAACACUGGCCAUUUCAGCAAGUACACUAAUUACAGUUCAAUAGUCCACAGUUGUGUUUUCAUGUUAUUAGUCUGUGAGUCCACUGAAAAAUGUCGGCUGUAAAGUGGUUUGUUGAUGACUCAGCAUCUGAGUCGCAUCUACUGUAUACAUCUAAUCAGAUACAGAAACAUAUAUCGUGCCUUUUGUCUUGUUCAGGGAAUACUAGAGCCUUAAAUAUGUUCUCACUCUAUUUAAGAUAUCAUGUAACAGUUGUCUUUUCAAAUCAAUUUAGUGGAGUGUGAUUUAACCAAAGCCAAACCAUCUUUGAAUUGUUUUUAGUCUCUGAACACUUUUUUUCCCUUUUCUCUCCGAAUGUCAAUAGUAAUGGACAAAAUGUUUCUUCACUUCUAGUCUGAUUAUGCAAAUAAAUUCUGUUUUGCUAUCAAAAA